GUCGCCGUCGGUGAGUGAAGAGACGCAGACUGAAGGUCAGACUCUGUCUCUGACUGAGUCCAGCUGCAAAAGACGAGACGCUGCUUCGUCCACGUGUCCACACACUGAAGCCUCUCUCACAGACAAAAUGGCCUCCACAUCAGAGGAGGAUCUCUGCUGUCCCGUCUGUCAGGAGGUCUUCAAAGAUCCUGUCCUUCUGUCCUGUAGCCACAGCUUCUGUAAAGACUGUGUGAAGACAUGGUGGAGAGACAGACCAACACGAGACUGUCCUGUUUGUAAGAGAAGGUCUUCAAAAGAACAACCACCAUGUAGCCUGGCUUUAAAGAACUUGUGUGAGACCUUUUUACAGGAGAGAGGUCAGAGGUCUUCAGAGGUUCUCUGCAGUCAGCACUCUAAGAAACUCAGACUCUUCUGUCUGGACCAUCAGCAGCCAGUGUGUCUCGUCUGCAGAGAUUCAGAAAAACACAUCGGCCACAAGUUCAGACCCAUCGAUGAAGCUGCACAACAACACAAGAAGCAACUUCAGGAAACUCUGGAGACCUUCAAGAAGAACUUAGAGAGUCUGGAAGAAGUUCAGGUGAAGCUUGAUCAAACAGCAGAACACAUUAAAGUCCAGGCCCAACGCACAGGGACACGGAUGAAGGAGCAGUUUAAGAAGCUUCAUCAGUUUCUACAAGAGGAAGAGGAGACCAGGAUGGCUGCACUGAGGGAGGAAGAGCAGCAGAAGAGUCACAUAUUGAAGGAGAAGAUGGAGGCUCUGAGCAGAGAGAUAGAAGCUCUAUCAGAUACAGUCAGAGCCACAGAGGACCAGCUGAGAGCUGAAGACGUCUCCUUCCUCCUCAACUACAGAGAGCAGCAGCGCCCCCUGCUGGGGCCUCCACAGCUGCACUCAGGAGCUCUGAUAGACGAGGCCAAACACCUGGGCAACCUGGACUUCAACAUCUGGAACAAGAUGAAGGACGUGGUCUCCUACAGUCCUGUGGUUCUGGACCCAAACACUGCUCAUCCACUCCUCAUCCUGUCUGAAGAUCUGACCAGUGUGAGACGAGAAGACAGACAGAAGGUUCCUGAUAAUCCAGAGAGGUUUGAUUAUUUCAUCAGUGUCCUGAGCUCUGAGGGUUUGAACUCAGGAACUCACAGCUGGGACGUCCAGGUUGGAGACAAUAAAUGGUGGACAGUGGGAGUUUUAGAGUCUGUCCAGAGGAAAGGAAAAGACGUACUGUCUGGAUUAUGGGCGAUAAGGCUCCAUAAAGAUAAAUACUACGAACGGUCACCAGGUAAAAACUCUGUCCUCCAACUGAAGAAGAUCCAGAAGAUCAGAGUGAGUCUGGACUGGGACAGAAGACGACUGUCCUUCUCCGAUCCUGAUACUAACACACACAUACUCACACACACACACACUUUCACACACUCCAUGUUUCCAUACAUUGACAUUGGUGACGAUCAUCACCCAGUGAAGAUGUUACCAGUGAAGGUUUGAGUGACAAAGGGGUUGGUUUGUUAAAGGGACAGUUCAGAGAACUGGACCUCUUAAACUUCACCUCUUUUGACACUUUUCACUCGUUCUUCUCUCCUUUUAGAGUUUGUUGUGUUUUUACAUGUAUAAAAAUGAUUUCACUGACAUUUUUCUUCAGAUUUUGGUUUAGUAGACGUUAGUAGACGUUUUCAUAAAGACAGUGUGUCAUUUCAACCUUGAGAAAUUAGACACAAAAAUGGGUGAGACACAAUAAAAAGUGUCUCACCCACUUUUUAUUGUUUCAUUUAUGUUAAUGUUUGACACACACACACACAGACACACACACACAAACACAGUCCAUAUGUGUCCCUCCCACCAGCUCAGCUGUGGUUUCAAAUGGUUUCAGGCAGAACAAGAACACAGUGAGAAGACAAAUAAAGUCAUUUAUUCAUGUUG
Molecule: messenger RNA, 1912 nt
Organism: Solea senegalensis (Senegalese sole)
Lineage: Eukaryota; Metazoa; Chordata; Actinopteri; Pleuronectiformes; Soleidae
Product: zinc-binding protein A33-like
Exons: 2
Coding region: 128-1480 (450 amino acids)
Molecular function (GO): zinc ion binding; protein binding
Source: RefSeq, a predicted model, not a curated record